AUGGAUGGAACUAAUCCUGAGACUCCCAAUGUUCACUCGCCAGAAGACAUCAACGACCUCUUCGACUAUGAUGUUGGCUUAGACGAGAUAUUACAGGAGCUGCCGGCAAAUACCGGUGCUAAUGCACCUAGAUCAUCUAUCGCACCUGAGACUCCGGGCUUGAAGUUAGGGCUUGAAGAGGAGGUAAAAGUCACUAGGAAACGACAGCCUGUUGCUAAGUUAGACGAGAGUCGUCUUUUAUCACAGGCUGGGAUACCAAAACUACGCCGCAUGGCGAGGCAAAAAUUGAAGUUCAAGGGAAAAGGACACGAGUUCUCUGAUGCAGCGCGCUUGCUGAACCUUUACCAGUUAUGGUUGGAUGACCUAUUCCCACGGGCAAAGUUUGCCGACGGCUUAGCUAUAAUCGAAAAACUUGGUCAUUCCAAGCACUUACAGUCUAGGCGAAGGGAGUGGAUAGAAGGGGAUAAUCCAAAACGUCAGAUAAUUGACUUACAAAAUCAGUCACCUUUAUCAUCAUCCAAGACACUGGUGGACAAAUAUGACAAAUUGAGAAUGACUCCCCACGAAUCAGAAGGUGCAAGCUGUGUCGCGCCCAACCAGGUGCAAUUCCGCUCAGUACACCACACAUGGAUACAACCGCCCGGAGAAACCAGUGAUUAUAAUCUCCAAAAAUCUAUGCCAGCUCAUAACGAAGUGCAGCAUACAAUUGAUCAACAUGUCACAGAUGAUGAUCUGGACGCACUCUUGGAGGAACAGGUGAAUGGGGUUAGCCUUCAGCAAAAGUAA
Aspergillus tanneri is the source of this 786-nucleotide messenger RNA. It is a transcript of the gene CSM3, whose product is annotated as Chromosome segregation in meiosis protein 3. Gene Ontology annotation, molecular function: DNA binding. The record is from RefSeq and is a predicted model, not a curated record. NCBI's taxonomy places the organism in Eukaryota, Fungi, Ascomycota, Eurotiomycetes, Eurotiales, Aspergillaceae. Gene Ontology annotation, cellular component: nucleus; replication fork protection complex. Bases 1 to 786 code for a protein of 261 amino acids. Gene Ontology annotation, biological process: replication fork processing; DNA damage response; DNA replication checkpoint signaling. The transcript is spliced from 3 exons.